AUGCUUAAAUUAACAAUUGUAUUGUCAUCAGUGAUGGCCUAUUGUAUGGCCAGCGCUGGCGGCUAUGGAGGAUCAUCAGGUGGUGCAUCAUAUGGUGGUUCAGGCGGUGGCGGUUAUAGUGGCGGUGCAAGUGUUGGUGGUUAUAGUGGUGGCAGUGGAGGAGCCGUACAAAGUGGUGGUGGACACAGUGGCGGUAUUAUACAGGCAGCCAUCCAUACACGCCAUCAAAUCGACUUCAAGGACGUCCCAUCGUCGGGUGCCGUCAAUCCGGCAACCAUUGAAGUCGGCUCAUCAUCCGUACCCCUGAACAUACUGUUCCGAUCGUCAUCGUCCAACUUGAAUGUACAACAGGAUCAUCAGGGAGGCGGCGGCGAUACCCAACGUAGCCAAUCGGAGGACGAACCCCAUCGACUCAUUCAUGAAGUAUCCAAACCGAUCAUUCAAGAGGUCCGGGAAGUGAUUACACCGUUCCGUAAGAUAGUCCAAGAGAUACAACCGGUUCAGGAAGAGAUCCAGACUAUUGUGGCCAGAGGUCAACAACAACGGGAAUUGAAUAGUCAAACAGUCAAUAGAAAUAUUAAUACUAAUACUAAUAAUUUUGCCGCAAUUGGUGGCAGUAUUGCCGGCGGUGUUGUCGGCGGAGGACGCGUUAUCGGCGGCGUCGGCGGCAGUGUUGGUGGUGGCUAUGGCGGCGGACAAACUAAAAAAGCCUAUUAA
Oppia nitens is the source of this 717-nucleotide messenger RNA. RefSeq names its product keratin, type II cytoskeletal 1-like. Lineage: Eukaryota; Metazoa; Arthropoda; Arachnida; Sarcoptiformes; Oppiidae. Bases 1 to 717 code for a protein of 238 amino acids. The record is from RefSeq and is a predicted model, not a curated record. The transcript is spliced from 2 exons.